GCCAUUAUUAUUUUUCGAGUUUCAUCCACAGCCACAGUGCAAAUUACGGCCGCACGUUAAUAAAUUAUAAUAUCUAACAAUAACAAUGCUAAAAUAAAGUUAAAACUUAGCUUUAUACGUUCAUCAACUUAAUUUAAGUGUUAAAGUAGUUCUAAAGUGUCCUUUAAGUCGCCAAAAAAUAAAAUACAAAUAGGAGUCUCAAGGCACGCAACUAAAAAGAGGUCGUCUUCGCUGUUCUUGUUAUUGUCAUAAUCGCCUGCUGCUGUUGUUAUUUUGUUGUCAGCAAUAAAUUGAAAUACAAUCACACACAUUGGGCAUUUCGCCUGCACGCCUAAUGUACGUUCUGAUUGCUGCAUUUGCCCUGCUGCAUACGAACUAGGAAUACGAAAAUACAUUCGCCAGCGCGAAGAAGCAGAAGUGGAGACACUAAGCUGCACAACGCCAACAACAACAACAACAACAUCAGCAGCAGCAGCAGCAGCAGAAGUAGCGCAGUCUGGAGCAUCAUGCAGCAUCAUGUGCAUGCAGCGAGAACAGCGCCACAUUUGCGCGCGGCACAUCAUCACGGUCACAUUGCGCUGCCACCGCAUCCCGGCAUGGAGCCACAUCUGGGCACACUGGCGGCAGCGGCGUCCCUAGCCACACAGCAGCAGCAGCAACAGGCGCCGCCGCCACCGCAACGUGAUCACGGACGAAAACCGUUCAAUUUGACUUACACUUGCAGCCUGAAUCAUCAUCAUCAUCAACAACAGCAACAUCACCCGCAGCAGCAGCAGCAGCAUCCACAAUCGAAUGCCGCGUAUCACAACAACAGCAGCAACAACGACAACAACAGCAACAAUAACAAUCAAAUGCAAAAGAUACGACAGCAACAUCAGCAUCUCAACAGCAACAGCAAUGGCCAUUUAACAAAAUGUAAUCAAGCGCCGCCACCACCACCGCAGGCCUACAAUCAUCUGGCUGGGAAUCCGGCAGCGCUCAGUUACGGCCAGCUGCCACAUCAUAUGACACAUCUGGGCAGCUAUGCGGCACAGCCGCCGCCGCCAGCGGUGCUAAGCGGCGGCAAGCAGCAGCAUUACUAUCUGGGCAGUGGCAAGCCUUCCAAGUACAACAACAACAACAACAACAACAACAGCGGAAGCAGCGGCAGCUAUUCGCACGCAUCCAAGACCAUUCUACAGAACACCUACCGUCACGCCAAGAGUAAUGGCCAAUUGCCUGUCGCAGCUACGGAGGCGCCUGUAGUUGCCGGAGCGACAGCAGCAACAGCAGCUGCCGCAGCGGAACAUGCUCUGCCCAGCACAUUGCGGAUUUUGGGCAACUGCAGGAGCAGCAAUGGCGAUAGCAUAGUCAUUGCCAGCAAUGAAGCGUCUGAGCUGCCGCCUGCCGAGUCGCCUGAUAACUGUGAGCCAGUGAAAGAGGCAACGUUAACGCAGGACGAGGACUGCACAAGCAGCGCAGAGCAAUUGGAUGCCGCCGGCACGCUGUCCAAUGAAGAUGGCAGCGCGGCGCGCGGCUCCAAAGACAAGACGCCCAUGUGUCUGGUCAACGAGUUGGCCAGGUACAAUAAGAUCACACAUCAAUAUCGCUUGACGGGCGAGCGCGGUCCGGCGCAUUGCAAGACCUUUACUGUUACUUUGAAGCUGGGCGAGGAGGAGUAUUCAGCAGAUGGUUUCAAAAUCAAGAAGGCGCAACAUUUGGCCGCUUCGAAGGCCAUCGAAGAGACCAAAUACAAGCAUCCGCCGCCAAAGAUACGUCGAAACGAAGAGGGCAGCUCAACGCGCACGCACAUUACGCCCACCGUUGAGCUAAAUGCGCUGGCCAUGAAGCUGGGCCAGCGCACCUACUAUCUGCUGGAUCCAACACAGAUGCCGCCUGCAGAUGCCAUGCUGCCUCCUGAAUAUGCUACACCGUUGCUGCCAACACCAGCGGCUGGCUUGCCGCCGCCACCGCCGCCGCCUUAUGCAUUGCGCCGCAAUGCCAAUGGUGGUUAUGUAUUGCCGCCUCCGACCAUGCAUCCGCAUCAUCAUGUGGCGAUACAGACACAGCGCGGCAUCUAUGGUCAUCAGCGACCGUUUGCGCCGAAAUAUCAAUCGCGGUAUGCACUGGCGCCAGCGCUGGGACCGCAUAUGCUGGCCGGACCGCAUGGACCCUAUGCGGCCGCACUGCCCGUCACACCCAGCAAGAUAACCUUGUUUGUGGGCAAGCAAAAGUUCGUGGGUGUUGGACGCACACUGCAGCAGGCCAAACACGAUGCGGCGGCACGUGCGCUGCAGGUGCUCAAGACGCAGUCGAAUAGCUCAGCCGACGAGGCGCUGGACGACUCUAUGGAUGAGGGUGACAAGAAGUCGCCCAUAUCGCAGGUGCAUGAGAUUGGCAUCAAGCGCAACAUGACGGUGCAUUUCAAGGUGCUGCGCGAGGAGGGACCAGCGCACAUGAAGAACUUUAUCACUGCGUGCAUUGUCGGUUCGAUUGUGACCGAGGGUGAGGGCAAUGGCAAGAAGCUGUCCAAGAAACGUGCUGCCGAAAAGAUGCUAUCCGAGCUGCAGAAAUUGCCGCCUCUCACGCCGACCAAACAGACACCUAUGAAGCGCAUCAAAGUGAAGACGCCUGGCAAAGGUAGUGCAUCGGCAGCUGUCACAGGCAUGUCAGCUGCCGGCACCGUCACGCCGCUGGGCAAGCCGGAGCGACGCAAGCGUCUCAGUGCGCCUUUGAAGGAGAAGACCAUUUUGGAGCUAGAUGAUGCCGAGAAUCCCAUCACGAAACUCAUUCAAUUACAGCAAACGCGCAAGGAAAAGGAGCCCAUCUUCGAGCUAAUUGCCAAGAACGGCAACGAGACGUCCAGGCGGCGUGAGUUCGUCAUGGAGGUAUCCGCCAGCGGCAGCAUAGCGCGCGGCACUGGUAACAGCAAAAAGCUGGCCAAACGCAAUGCAGCACAGGCCCUGCUCGAACUGCUGGAAACAACGGAGCAAAACGGCGGCGACUCGGAACAUGCCUUGGAACACAAUUUGCCUGCUGCUACAGCUGUGUCUUUAGGCGGGCUAACUAUAGAGUCAACUGGCGGACUCGAUGUGCCUAUGGUCUCGACGCCUGCAGGUCCUGUGCCCGGUAUUUUAAUACUGCGUCAAAAUAAAAAACCAGCGAAGAAAAAGGAUGCGGGGGUUAAAGCCAAUGUAGAGCCAGCUAAGGAAAAGGAAGCCAAAAAAGAAGCUAUAAUCACAGCAACCGUAACAGAGGGAAAAAGUAGCCGCAACAGCAGCAGCAACAACGAGUCCAAUGCUCAUGAGGCGGCCAACGAGAGCAGCCUAAACACCUCCACGGGCAGCAACACAAGCGGCGUCAGCAGUAACAGUAGCAACGCGCCCGCCAGCAGUAGCGGCAACAAUGCCAGUGGCGGUGGUGAUGGUAGCAGCAGCAGUGCUGGUGGCGGCGGUGCUAGUGGUGGCGGCGGUAGCGGCGGCGGUGGUGGUGUGCAUAUGAAAGAACAGCUGAUAUAUCUCAGUAAAUUGUUGGAUUUCGAGGUCAACUUUUCGGACUAUCCCAAGGGUAAUCACAAUGAGUUUCUUACGAUAGUCACGCUCUCCACAACACCGCCGCAGAUCUGUCAUGGCGUUGGCAAAAGCUGUGAGGAGUCGCAAAAUGCCGCGGCGCGCAAUGCUCUAAAAAUUUUAAGCGAACUGGGCCUAAACAAUGCCAAGAAAUAAUAAGCCAAACUAAUUAACUGCAAUUUAUAUAUAUUUUUUUGUUGUUGUGCAUUGCAAAAGUAAAUGAAAAAGCAAAAAACACCCGUCCACAAAUCAAACUAAAGAAAAAAGAAGAAAGAAAGAAAGAAAUAAUGAAAACUAGAAGCUGUGUGCAAAUUGAAAAUAUUCAAGAAACAAUGCAAGAAACAGUAAUUUUUGAAAUAGCAAAUUAUUAGUUAAUACCUAUUUAUUUAUUUAUGUGCAAGUGUGCGCAAUGUGCAUUGUUGAUUUGCAUUUUUGUGUUAACUGCUGUUAUUAUUUUAAUUUAUUUGUUGUUGAAAUUAAUUAUUGAAAUGAAUUGAACAGAGCCCAGAGCCAAGUCAACUAAAACAAAAAUAUAAACAUAAGCAAUAGAAUAAAUUAAAAGCCUUAUGGCAGCAAGAGAAAAGUUGAAAAA
Messenger RNA from Drosophila virilis, 4140 nucleotides. NCBI's taxonomy places the organism in Eukaryota, Metazoa, Arthropoda, Insecta, Diptera, Drosophilidae. The record is from RefSeq and is a predicted model, not a curated record.